Toxoplasma gondii ME49 is the source of this 297-nucleotide messenger RNA. RefSeq lists its product as hypothetical. The transcript has a single exon. Lineage: Eukaryota; Apicomplexa; Conoidasida; Eucoccidiorida; Sarcocystidae. The coding region runs from base 1 to 297 and encodes 98 amino acids. The record is from RefSeq and is a predicted model, not a curated record.
AUGGUUGCCGCCCAUACGCAUGCCAUUGCAACAGUCCAGAAUCAAUACGCUCUCAAUCACCUCGACCUCCGUACCGAACUCCGGUGGUUACCUCUUCUGGCCCGGAGCGCCCAGCCACAGUUCACCUCACAGCCCUGCCAGUCGCCAGCGCACACACAUCACCAACCGUCGCAAGCAAGAGGCAAGCACGACCUCGCCAACUGCAAACUCGAGGCAUGCUUCCGAGUCAUUCUGGACGCGAAAACAACAAGGUGCCGCUUGACAAACCGCCGCGAACACACCCACGUUCGUCCGUAA